CAUCUAAUAGACACGAACAGAAUAGAAGAGAAAUACCAAGUGGAACUGUAGGUUACUUUGAUGGGUAUGGCCAAAAAAUGAGUUUCGACUCUUCUUCCAUCCGUGACCCCAAAUCGCCCUUGAAAGAACCGGUUAUGCACCGGAAUCUUAUCACUGGGGUUUUGACUGGAAACUGUAAGUGCAAUAAAGCGUUAAGGAGUGAGGUGGAUGCAUUGUCUAGUGAAUUUCCUCAUAGCAACAUGGUAGUUGCUCGACCGAGGCCCAGCACUGUAGACUCAGUUGUGGAUAGAAUCGAGGGAGCUGAUUCUUCUCUUCAUCAUGGUGUAAGAGAUAGCAGGAUGGCGUGGGACCAGUACAGUUAUUGCCGUGGACAAUCCCUUGAUCUCACUGGAGCAUCACGCAUGUUACGGCAAGAUGAGUUUAGACUCGCUCAUCUAUGCAACAGAAGCAAAUCCUAUCUGAAUGAAACCCUGCAGUUGGGAGAAGAUUAUGGUGUCGAACUUCCUUUUGAAACGACUAGCAUUCUUGCAACGAAAGAACUUUACCUGGGAAAUGAGAACAUGAGACGGCAAGCUGAUUACGGUUUCAAAGGGGAUGGCCAUCCUGUUAUAUCUCAAGAUGGUUUGACAAGUCGCUCACCGUCGGAGAACGAAGAAGGUACCUAUGAUAUUAAAUUUUGGUCCCAGCAAAUGUUGACUGAUGAAGAAUUAACCAUUGACGAUCAAUCUGAGACAAAGAUGCAUGAAGAUCGCAUCAUUGGUUAUACCCAGAUUGGACACCUAGGGUCUCCCAAGAUCGGGAUGGUUCCAAUGAGGUCCUUGGUCUGAAUUGCGUAGACCAGCAGUGGAUUAAUCAUGAUAUCAGACAAUUAUCAACACCAAAGUCUUCAGAACUUGAAUAUUCACCAAGUGGUGGAGUUGACUUUAACCUCAAUUUUCCAUCUUCUCGUGUGUCUGUGAAAGAGCGUUUGGGCAAGCCCAUCAAACCUUCAAGUAGAGAUAUAAUGAAAAGAUUGGGGGCUCCUCGGAAAGUAAAUCUUGUUAGUCCUUGGCUUAGAUAUCAUAUAAUGAAAGAUUCCUCGAGAGAAAAUUUUGGAAAUCUUCUUGGACAUCGCCCUGUUGGAAGGAGUGAUUCCUUGAAAAGUAAGGUGAAACAGGAGGAGAAGGAACCACCUGAAGAUUCUGAGGAGUUCAAGCAGAGAGUUCAUAAUGCAUUUUUGAAGCACUAUAAAUCUUUGAAUGAGAAACCAGCUCAGCAGAGGAAGUACAUGAUGCACGGCAAUAUGGUAUUGUCAAGUGCUGCGUUUGUGGCAGAAAAUUUGAAGGAUCAGUACGCUUGGCCACACAUGCCUUUAACUCACACAUGGUUGGAAUGAGAGCAGAUCACUUAGGUUUGCACGGAGCACUUUGUGUGUUGAUCGGAUGGAAAUAUGAAGUAGCCCCUAACAGUACAUGGGUUAUGCGGAUGUUGCCUGAUGCUGAACUCAUGUCUUUAAAAGAGGACCUUCUUAUCUGGCCUCCUGUUGUUGUCUUCAAUAACAGUUCCAUAGCAAAUAAUUGUUCUGAAAAACGGAGAGUUGUGAGUAUAGAGGAGCUUGGGGAAAUUGUCAGAGGCAUGGGAAUUGCCCGGAUUACCAAGUUGUACCAUGGAAGACCUGCAAAUCAGAGUGUCAUGGUGGUUAGCUUCCAAGGAACCCUUUCUGGGUUGCAAGAAGCAGAGAGGCUUCAUAAGUUCUAUGCUGCAACCGAGCAUGGAAGAGCUGACUUCCAGAAACUUAGCGGCAGUGGCUGUACUGAUGGAAACAAAGUGCGAGAACCAAUCACUGAUAUGAUCAGCAACGUUCUCUAUGGAUAUUUGGGAAUUGCCGAGGAUCUGGAGAAACUUGAUUCUGAGAAUAGGAGGCGGUCUGUGUUGAAAGGUAAGAAUGAAAUUGAGGCUAUUGUGGAUGCCACGCCCAAUGCAAGUCUACGGGGAUGAAUUCUCUUCUAACAGAUGAUAUAUACAUAUUUUUUUGUGUGAAAAUUUUGCUCACUGAGUUCCGUUUGUUAAUCAAUGAGAUGAGAAGACGUGUUAAUGGUAGGAACGUUUUUGUUCACUGUAAUGUCGCAGAUCUAUUAUGCUGCGGUUAACAAUGUUUGAAGUCAACUCAGAAGAAACAAUUUACAUCUGAUUAUUGUAAGUAAAGAUCAGUAUC
Molecule: messenger RNA, 2194 nt
Organism: Carica papaya (papaya)
Lineage: Eukaryota; Viridiplantae; Streptophyta; Magnoliopsida; Brassicales; Caricaceae
Source: RefSeq, a predicted model, not a curated record